Molecule: messenger RNA, 2988 nt
Organism: Aspergillus terreus NIH2624
Lineage: Eukaryota; Fungi; Ascomycota; Eurotiomycetes; Eurotiales; Aspergillaceae
Gene: nut1
Product: putative RNA polymerase II mediator complex subunit Nut1
Exons: 5
Coding region: 1-2988 (995 amino acids)
Biological process (GO): regulation of transcription by RNA polymerase II
Cellular component (GO): mediator complex
Molecular function (GO): transcription coregulator activity
Source: RefSeq, a predicted model, not a curated record
AUGGCGUCCACCGAACAAUGGGGGGCAUUCCUCCACCAGUGUCUGGCGCAUCGCAUCGACGUCGCCGACUUCAAGAACCUGUCGCGACUGCUGUUCAAGCGCAAUCCCAUCGCGCAGGGCGCGCUGAUCGACGUCGUGCUGGAGACCCGGCUGGCCGCCGGGAUCAAGUGGGAUCCGCUACUCCCCCUGUAUAUAGACGGCCUGUGCAAGAUGGGCAAGCUGCAGAUCUCCACGGUGCUGGCGGCGCUGCUGAAGCAUUCGUCCAUCCAUGAGAAGCCCGGUACCGACGCGGCGGCCGCCAAGCAGAAACAGAAAUGCUACACGCUCAUGACGGACAUCCGCGUCAUCCAGGAUGCGAUGCUCGCGGUGUCGACUGGGCACGCGCCCAAGAGUCUGUCGGAGACUGCGGGCACGUUUUUGGCGAUUGCUGACUGGAUCCACGCGGUCGUGUCGUGGCACCACGGCCAGAUGAACGCGAGCCAGCAGGCGGAGGGCCUGAUGAGCUCCCCCGACGCGGUGUCGCUGUUCGAGUCGCUGGGCAUUCUUCUGGCUGCUGUGUCCGGGACGGAGAAAGGCCUGCAGGUUCUUUCUUCGGACUCUAAUGAAGGGUUGAAGGUGAAAUUGGGACACGCGCUUUCGGCGUAUCUGCCCCUCUGUGUGGACUUGUCGCUGCCGCUGAGGAACAGGCUCGAUGCGCUGCAGAAGGAGUUUAACCUCUAUGGCGAGCCGCCGCCCAAGAAUCUGGGUGUGUCCUCGUUGGAGAAUCUGCACGUCAAUGGGAUUCAGUUCGAGGCGUCCAUUAUCGAUGGGCCUGCGAUUAACUCAAGAGCUGGUCUCUACGUAUAUAUCAACGCAAUGGCACACUACGACGUCCUCAUACAGGAUCUGAUCACGGCGGCAUUCGACGUCUGCUCGAAUGCGAUGUAUCGCAAUGAAUCUAGUCGCACCAUGUUCCUCUUCCGCUCGUUCCUGGUCAACAAGCUGCCGUCGUUCUUCGCGGCCAUGCUCUCCGCGUCCAUGGUGUCGAUCCCGAUGGAGCUGUGUAUCAGCCAUGCACUCAGCCGGCUCGAUCCCAAUACAUUCCCGUCGUUCUCACAGAUGUUCUCCAUGCAGGGCAACACGGUACUAUCAGACGUGCGGCAGGAGUUCCUCUUUGCCUGCGCCUCGCACAAGUUGAUCCCCGAGUCCAGCAUUGAGCGACUGCUGGGCGAGAACCCGAUGCAGGCGCUCCCCGUUGGCUAUAACAAGGACGAUCUCGUGUCGCAGAUCAACACCACGCCCGAGCGCGCGGAGCAGCUCAUCAACGAGAUCGAGUUCACCGAGGGCAACGCCGGGCCUAUUGUCGGCGCCAUCACGGAGGUGAUGCAGAAUCUGUGCAAUCAGAAAGAGACAAUGACGCUGAAAAAUAUCUGCAAUUCGCUGUCUCGGCGUCCCCAAGCCCUAGAUGUCAUUCUCCUCUUCCGCAGCCCGAAGCAGGUCUUGCAGCCGUUAUGUGCGCUGCUUGACUCCUGGCAUUGGGACGAAGACCAGGGGGAGAGCCAGCCGGUGUAUGAUGAGUUUGGCAGCAUUCUCCUGCUGGUCCUGGUAUUCAAGUACCGAUACGACCUCAGUGCGUACGAUCUGGGAAUCGCAAACAACGAUUCGUUUGUCCUGCGACUGCUGGAGCGGGGUUCGAGCAGCCAGAAGCUGGACGAACUGAGCGAAAGCCAGAACAAGCAUCUCGGCUCGUGGAUUGGCGCGUUGUUCAUCGCGGAGGGCAUCAGCGAGGAGACCAUGUCGGCCUGCAGUCCGCAGGAGUUCUACCUCCUGGCGAGCACCCUGUUCAGCCAGAGCCUGGCCGCAUGCGAAGCCGGCAAGCUGGAAUUCGAGACCCUCAAGGGCGGCUUCGAAUACCUGCUAGAGCCGUUCCUCCUACCGUCGCUCGUUGUCGCCCUGACCUGGCUCGGCAAUCAUAUCUGGGAGGCGGAAAGCGACCCGUCCAUUCCACUGAAAGCACUACACUCCCUCGUCAGCCCGAGCUCCAUCUCCGGCGAAGCCAAAGAGAUCCACCGCACAGUGCUGAACAUCACCGCGCGCUCACUGGACGAACAGCUCAAAGACGUGCGCGCGCGCCACCCGUCCCGCACCGACAUCAAGCCCAUCCUGGACGUCCUCGAGCCGUGUCUGUCGUUCCCACGCACCGGCAGCUGCCACCGCUCAGAACUCGAAACCUGGACGACCCACGCCGGCAAUCUUCUCGGCAGCAUCCGCAGCACGAUGCAGUCGCUCGUGCUGUGGUGCACCAGCCCGGACGUGAACAUACCGCCGCCGUCGUACACGCACCGCCAGCUCGUCGCGGGCAUCCGCAUCGUCGGCGCCACGCGCCUCCUCGCCGCCCUCCUCGACGAGCUGCGGCUCCAAACCGACGCGAACAACGGCGACCUUGCGCUGGACAUCGCCGCCUCCCUCGUUUGCGCCCCGCUGCCCGAGUCCUUCGCCGUCGAGUCAAGCCCCUACCACCCCGUCGCCGUCGACCUGGCCAAGGACCCCGUCCCGCGCUGCCCGCUGCUCACCCUCCGCGACGCGCUGGCCCUGCAGCACGAGGCCGUUCCCCGCACGGCGGAGAAAGACCCCGCGCGCGCCGAGGCCGUCGUGCGCCUCUACCGCCGCGUCGCCGCGCUCGCCGCACCCACCGCCCAGGUGCCCAACCUCGACAUGAACAACCUCAUCCAGAACAUGCAGCUCGGGGUCGGCGUCGACGGCCACGACCAGAUGGGUCUCCCGGCUGGGGGCGCGGGCGAUGCCGUCGGCGACGAGCCGAACCUCGACCAGAUGCUGGAUAAUGCGGCCGCGGCGGCGGCGGCGGGCAUCGACUCCGGCGUGGGACAGGGGAUGGGAGGGGAUAUGAGCGGGGGAUUGGAUACGAGCAUUGACGAUGUGCUGAAUGCAGCGGAUAUGGCGGUGGGGAAUCCGGAGUUUUUGGAUUUGGAUAUGGAGGGCAUGUUUUGA